This is a messenger RNA of Sungouiella intermedia, 243 nucleotides long. The record is from the annotation of a GenBank genome assembly. NCBI's taxonomy places the organism in Eukaryota, Fungi, Ascomycota, Pichiomycetes, Serinales, Metschnikowiaceae.
AUGACAAUAGACAACUCCACCACAGAAACUAUUUCUUCGGUGAUUUUUGAUGGGGAAAGCAUUGUCACCCCGGAACUCCGGAGUGAUUGGUAUUUCUUGGUUGAGCCGGAACACGGUGAAGUUAAUGUUGCCGGAGAAAUAACGGAUAAAUCAAGUAACAGAAAACGGUUUCCUGUCCCGAUUCGCACUCAAAACUGGGGUAAUGCCGCAGCAAACAAAAUGCCAUUUGGUGUUAUGCUCUGA